This is a messenger RNA of Arachis stenosperma, 1736 nucleotides long. RefSeq names its product adenylate kinase isoenzyme 6 homolog. The record is from RefSeq and is a predicted model, not a curated record. Lineage: Eukaryota; Viridiplantae; Streptophyta; Magnoliopsida; Fabales; Fabaceae. The transcript has 6 exons. The coding region runs from base 836 to 1369 and encodes 177 amino acids. Gene Ontology annotation, molecular function: AMP kinase activity; ATP hydrolysis activity; ATP binding. Gene Ontology annotation, cellular component: cytoplasm; nucleus.
UCCUUCGCGAGAGGGCACUUCGCACUUCGCAGCCUCCACAGCUCCACUUCCUCCUCCUCGUUCCUCCAGCCUCCACUUCCUCCUCGUUCCUCCAGCCUCCCAAAGAACAGAACACCACCCAGUCACCGCACUCACCGCAGUCACCGCAGUCACCGCACUCACCGCACUCACCACCCAGUUGUCAACUCCAGACUCCAGGAGGCCCUCAACGCAGUCACCGCCAUCGCACUCACGCCCUCACCGCCGUUGCACUCACGCCCUCACCGCCGUCGCACUCACGCCCUCACCGCCGUCGCACUCACGCCCUUAGCCACUUCGCAUGUCACCUCCGUCGAGCUCUGCCUAUGAGAAAGCAGUAGAGAAGCGUUGAAGCGUUGAAGCAUUGUCCUUCAAGCUCUGAGGGAAAGCAACAGAUUUCCUCAUUUCCAGAGACGAAUUCAAGGAGAGAAAUUGUGACUAUAAGCAGGAACGAAUGAAGCCACUUAUAAAGGGAAGCUGAACUGCUGAAGUACGUUCUGAAAACCGGUUCGAUCUGCAAGUAAAAUCGGUAUAAGAACCGGUGUUGAAUCAAAAAGUGAGAAAACCAAUUCAGAACCGGCAACUCAGAUUGACCGAAAACAGGCCGGUUUUCCAGUGAGAGAAAAACGACGUUGUUUUGGAUCUGGAGAAAAGACACUUACGGAUAAACCCUAAUUCUUAAAUGAAAUCCGUUCUCACUCUCCUAGGCCCUAGCAGUGAAGUUCUCCAGCCUCUUUUCCUUCCGGUCGCCGUCGUCGCCUCCUUCCCGCGGUGACAUCCAGUCGCUUCAUUUCCGUUAGGUUUUUGGGUUGUAGUGAUGGUGGAGGAAAGUGGGAGGAGGAAGAGGCCAAACAUUCUGGUGACGGGUACUCCGGGGACGGGGAAGACUACCACAUGUACUGCUCUAGCUGAAGCCACACAGCUUCGCCACAUCAAUGUUGGGGAUUUAGUCAGAGACAAGAACUUACAUGAUGGCUGGGAUGAUGAGCUUGAUUGUUUUGUCCUUAAUGAAGACUUGGUCUGUGAUGAGCUUGAGGAUCAAAUGGAAGAAGGGGGAAAUAUAGUGGAUUAUCAUGGGUGUGAUUUCUUCCCUGAGCGAUGGUUUGAUUGCGUUGUUGUACUUCAAACUGAUAACACCGUGCUGUAUGACCGCUUGAGUAGGAGAGGUUACAAUGAAUCAAAGCUUUCUAACAACAUAGAAUGUGAAAUCUUUCAAGUUCUACUUGAGGAAGCUAAAGAAAGUUACCCAGAGGACAGAGUGGUUGCUAUGAAGAGUGACACUAUUGAAGAUAUUAAUAGAAAUGUUUCAACUUUGACGGAUUGGGUAAGAAAUUGGCAUCCUACAUCCUAAUUCCUAGUCAUAUAAAAAAGGGGAGAAAAUGGAAAAGAAAAGAUAUUAAUUUGUAGAAACUUUCAUGUAACAGUGUGAUAAAAAAGAAAUAUGGAUUAUGGAUAUUUAUGUUGAACUGCUACAUGGAUAUGCAGUGUUGCUGAUUCGUCUUACUCGUGUCAAGUGUUAUGAGUUGGUCUUUUUGGAAGAAAAUACAAAAAAAUACAAUUUAAUAUCCGAAAAAUAGCAGAUUACAACUGUUGUUUCAUUGAGAAAUUUAAGAGUAAGAACUUGCGUGGUAAAUGAUAGUAGUUAUAGCCACGUACCAUUUUUGUAUUGAAUAGUUGCGUUGGUUUUCCAUGGUUAAAGAAAGGCAAAAUUUUUUACA